This is a messenger RNA of Syngnathus acus (greater pipefish), 4224 nucleotides long. RefSeq names its product FCH and mu domain containing endocytic adaptor 2 (gene fcho2). Gene Ontology annotation, cellular component: clathrin-coated pit; cytoplasm; plasma membrane. The record is from RefSeq and is a predicted model, not a curated record. Gene Ontology annotation, biological process: synaptic vesicle endocytosis; clathrin coat assembly; clathrin-dependent endocytosis. The transcript has 30 exons. NCBI's taxonomy places the organism in Eukaryota, Metazoa, Chordata, Actinopteri, Syngnathiformes, Syngnathidae. The coding region runs from base 356 to 3427 and encodes 1023 amino acids.
UUUCUUUUUUGCUUUCCCGUACGCCAUAGAUAGGCAGCGCAAUUAAAACCCAGUUUGGUUCAAUUCGUCGUUGUUGGCCGACCGACAGUAGCGAGUGACGACUUGGACAACCGAAAGAGGGACCGGGCGGGCGGAGAGGUGGAGUUUGGUCGGCUGAGGAGGGAGGAGGGAAAAAAAGAGUGCAGAAGGAAAGGAGGCGAACCCCAACGGGGCGAGACGGGGCGGGGGGAAGAAAGAGCAACGGAGCAGGAACCAAGCGGGAGCUUGUAGUGGAUGAAUUUGGCCAUUUUUUUUUUAAAGACAAAACUAAAGUUUCUCCCCAAGUGUUGGCGGCGAAGAGGACGACGAGAACAAAAUGAUUACGCCCUACUUCGUGGACAAUUUCUGGGGUGACAAGAACAAUGGCUUUGACGUGCUCUAUCACAACAUGAAACAUGGACAGAUUUCCUCCAAGGAGCUGACCGACUUCAUCAGGGAGAGGAGUGUCAUCGAAGAGGCGUACGCCAGGUCCAUGACCAAGCUCGCCAAAACGGCAGGGAACUUUUCGCAGCUGGGGACAUUUGCUCCGGUGUGGGAGCUGUUCAAGGGCUCCACGGAGAAGCUGGCCAUGUGCCACAUGGAGCUGGUGCGCAAGCUGCAGGAGCUCAUCAAAGAUGUACACAAGUACGUGGACGAGCAGGCCAAAGCACACAAGAAGACAAAAGAAGAGGUUGCGUCCACCUUGGAGGCCGUCCAGAACAUCCAGAGCACCGGGCAGGCCCUGCAGAAGUCCAAGGAGAACUACAACACCAAAACAGUGGAGCAGGAGCGCCUCCGCAAAGAAGGCGCCACCCAGAGGGACGUGGACAAGGCGGGGAUAAAAGCCAAAAAAGCCACAGAGACCUACAAGUCGUAUGUGGAGAAAUACGCCUACGCCAAGUCUGACUUUGAACUCAAAAUGAAGGAAACAGCUCAGAAAUUCCAGGACAUUGAAGAAAGCCACGUCCUCCACAUGAAGGACAUCAUCCAGUCAUACUCGCAGUCUGUGGACGAAACGCACGUCCAGAUCGGGGAGGUUCAUAAUGAAUUUGUGAGAAACGUGGAGAACACCUCAGUGGAGAGCUUAAUACAGAAACUGGCUGAAAGCAAAGGAACUGGCAAGGAGAGACCAGGGCCCAUUGAGUUUGAGGAGUGCAACGCUGCCAUCGCUACCGAAGGUGCCAAACCCAGGAGGAGAAAGCCGUUUGGCAUCCCGGGGCGCCGGAAAGACAAAGACGCAGACUCCACGGAAUCGACGGAGGCAGAAAGUAACGCCGCCAACGGCGCUCCCCCCGGAUACUACGGGGCCAUAGACAUUCAGAACGCUAAUGUUCCUCGAGUCGAUGACGAGGGCUUCUGCAUCCGGCCGGAAUCCAUCGGGAAUGAUGCCAAAGAGAAUUCCUUCUACUCGUCCAGCGACUCAGAGGAUGAGGAGGAGCCACGCAAGUUCCACGUGGAGAUCAAGCCCGUGCAAGCCAACAACGGCACGGACCAGAACCGGGCCACCAUCGACGAGCUCAAGGCCUCCAUCGGCAACAUUGUCCUGUCGCCAUCUACCUCGGGUCAAAUGCGGAGGAACCAAUCCAGUGACGAGCUAGCCAAAGCGCGAGUGCCGGCUUCAUACGAACUGAGCAACAAUGACCUCCUGUCCUUGGAUCCGCUCGGCCCUUUUCUGACCGCAGCUUCCUCCCAACCCGUGGCCACGUCCGCAGACCUUGCCUGUAUUGUCCUCUCUUCUCCAUCUUUUCUGACGCGAGAGUCACAAGCCACGGCAGCUUUGGCAGAAACGGCGCCCGAGUGCUCGCCCCCUUUGGCCGAACGGUCCAAAGACGUCUCGUCGUUCUCGUCAUCCACGUCGUCGCCGUGGGACUCGCCGGAGGCGCCUUUCCAAACGACCCGCCCGCCACCCGCCCGGGCGCACAGCGCCCCCAUCAGGUUGCCGCCUGAAGCGGACGCCGGCGGCGCAUCAGGCGACGGCGCCGCCGACGCCCUGUCCUCCGUGUCGUGGGCCCAAAGCCAGUGGAUCGCCUUCGGGGACAAGAAGGCUCCCGGGUGGCGGGCGCCCGGGAGGGCUAGCCGCUUUCUGUCGGACGACUCGGCCGACGCCUACGGAAAAGCCGUCAGAGGGUUUUCCGACACGUUCUUGGGCUCGAGCGAAGGGGCCGCGCAAAUACUGCCGGCUCCCAACCGUCCGACAACCCCUCUGACGUCGGGCGCGCUGGUGCCGCCGCCCCGACCCUCCUCCAGACCCAAACUCCCCACGGGAAAACUCGGCGGCAUCAAUGAAAUUGCGAGACCUUUUAGUCCGCCCAAGGCGCCCGGCGCCAGCCCGCCCCCCGCCGCGCCACUGGCCCGCGCCGAGAGCUCGUCGUCGCUGUCAUCCAACGCCUCGCUCAGCGCCGCAAACACUCCCACUGUCGGCCCCAAUGUUCCCGUGUCGGAAGUCUCAUCUUCUCCUUCGUCUUGUUUUUCUUCUUUCUUCCCUUUUAGUCAAAAAGACGACAUGUUUGUCUCCAAGCUGCCCACCUUUGAGAGGCGAUGUGAAACACCAGCAGGUACGUCCCGCGGUCCCAGCCCUGUGACGCUGGCGUCCCAGGAUGCGUUGCCCAUCGCUGUGGCCUUCACCGAGUCUGUCAAUGCCUACUUCAAAGGCGCCGACCCCACCAAGUGCAUCGUGAAGAUCACGGGCGACAUGACGCUGUCGUUCCCCUCGGGCAUCAUCAAGGUGUUCACGGGCAACCCCUCGCCCGCCGUCCUCACCUUCAAGUUGAAGAACACCGGCCGGCUGGAACAGAUCCUCCCCAACCAGCAGCUCCUCUUCAGCGAUCCGUCUCAGGGCGACUCGGAGUCCAGGGACUUCUGGUUCAACAUGCAAGCGCUGACCGCCUACCUCAGGAAAAUCUCCGAGCAAAACCCCGCCGCCUCCUACUACAACGUGGACAUCCUCAAGUACCAGGUGCAGUCGGACGGUAUCCGCUCCACACCGCUCAACCUGGCCGUGUACUGGAAGUGCACCCCGGGCUCCACUGACCUGCGUGUGGACUACCGCUACAACCCGGACGCCAUGACCACGCCGGGGCCGCUCGGCAACCCGCAGAUCCUGGUGCCUGUGGACGGAGGCGUCACUAGCAUGCAGUCGCUGCCCGUCGCCCUCUGGAACGCAGAGCAGAAUAAAUGUCUUUGGAAGCUGAGCGACAUCUCGGAAAAGUCUGAGAACGAAGGCGCCGGCUCCCUGCGGGCCAAAUUUGAGCUGUCCAAUGGGCCGUCCAACCCGUCCACGCUGGCGGUGCAAUUCAUGAGUGAGGGCAGUACGCUGUCGGGCGUUGACAUGGAGCUGCAGGGCAGCGGCUACAGGCUAUCGCUCAGCAAGAAGAGGUUCGCCACAGGUCGCUAUAUGGCAGAUUUCUGAGACUGUUCUCAGAAAAAAAAAAAUGGCCUUAUCUUGCUUUAAACAUAAGUUGCCCAGGACCCCCUGCCGCCGGUGGGAAUCACUACAAUAAAGCAGCACUGAGUACUGAACACUGUUGAAUGGAGAAGAAAUUAAAGCAACACCAAGGUGAGCUUUGGGGGGCGGGAGGGCAUGUGUAGCGUAUUUUCAGGCUCUUUAUACUCCAGCAUUUUCUUGAGCUCAUCGCUGUAUGUUUGAAAUCAAAAAAAAAAAAAAGGAAGAUGGGAGAAAAAAAAACAUGUGCACUAACAAUCUUUCCAGGCACUCUUCUUUUCUCUGACCGUAACGCCGCACACUGUGUAAAUAUUAACAGCUAAAAAAAAAAUCUUUAAAAGAGUAUUUUGUUGCUCUUUAAACGUGCAAUGAUGGGCGCGUUGUCUCGUAGCACAAAAAAAGAGAAGGCAGAAAAAAAAGGACCCCAGUGCCUCCUUGUAAAACUUUUUGAAACGCGCAUUUGGGUUUCAGGGCUCUUUUGAAAUGUUUUUGGAAACAACUGUAAAGGCGUUGCAAUGCUUUAAGAAACUAACUUGUAGCCUUUCAACAAAACUUGAAGAUUGUUUGGGGGGUUUUGUUUUCCUUCAACAUUUUGUGCCCCAUCAGCCUGAACGAUAGCGUCACUUGUUAGGAUACGGAAAGGACGUCUUCCGGAAAAAAGGAAAAUUGCCGAUCGGAGGCGUUUUCUCCAGCCUUACGGUCCCGGUGUCUCGUCGUCUUUAUAUUUUGUCGAGCGCUAGCUUUGUCUAACUUAGACACACACA